Leucoraja erinaceus (little skate) is the source of this 3243-nucleotide messenger RNA. RefSeq names its product ADAM metallopeptidase domain 17b (gene adam17b). Gene Ontology annotation, biological process: Notch signaling pathway; membrane protein ectodomain proteolysis. The coding region runs from base 136 to 2685 and encodes 849 amino acids. The record is from RefSeq and is a predicted model, not a curated record. NCBI's taxonomy places the organism in Eukaryota, Metazoa, Chordata, Chondrichthyes, Rajiformes, Rajidae. Gene Ontology annotation, molecular function: metalloendopeptidase activity. Gene Ontology annotation, cellular component: plasma membrane. The transcript has 19 exons.
GUGUCCGGGGUAGGCGUGGGCCGGCAGCAGCGACAGCCGAGUGUGUGUGUGGGUGUGUGGGGGCUGCUGUGGGUUAGGGGCAGGCGGCCUGUGACUCGGCGGCGAUCCCCGUCCCCGUCCCCUCCAGUCCCGGCCAUGAUCACCAUGGCGGCCUCGGCCGUGGCGCUGCUGGCGCUGCUGUCGCUGCUACUCUGCUGUCGACGAGGAGAGGCAGUCGGGGCCCAGUCGGAGGGCGAGGGGCGCGGCCGACAGUCCGAUGUUUUGGAUGGAUUAUUAACUGAUUACGACAUACUCUCAUUGUCGGAUAUUCAUCAGCACACUUUGAGAAAGCGUGAUACAGAACCACAGACUCAUUUAGAACAAUCGGUACAGUUCUCAGCUCUGAAUAGAAAUUUUAACUUGUAUUUAACUUCAAACGUGGAGCAUUUCUCUGCAACUUUCAAGGCGAUAGUGGUGGAUGGAGAAGGAAAUGAAGAAGAGUAUCCUGUGCAAUGGGAAAAUUUCUUUUCUGGACAUGUGAUUGGUGAACCAGGUUCAAAAGUCCGUGCUCUUAUUGACGAGAAGGAAUUUACUGCCAGAAUUAUUACUGAUGAAGGAGAAUAUAACAUAGAGCCCCUAUGGAGAUAUAUUGAUACUGCCCCAGUUGAAAAAUUGUUGGCAUACAAAUCUGAAAAUGUCGUGGAAAUUGGACGAUUAAAGUCAUCCAAUGUCUGUGGUUAUAUAAAGCUGAAUGACUCAGAACUUUUGCCAGAAGAUGAUUAUGAUGAAGAGGAUGAUUUUGACAUAGAUGCCUCCACUGAAUAUAUCCAGCGACAAAAAAGACAAAAGGUUCCUCUAGAUCCUGAAAAGAAUACCUGUAAAAUGCUAGUGGUAGCAGAUUACCGUUUUUUCAGGCACAUGGGGCGUGGUGAAGAGAGUAUUACUAUCAAUUAUUUGAUAGAAUUGAUUGACCGGGUAGAUGACAUAUAUCAAAAUACCUCUUGGAAUGAUGCUGGAUUCAAAGGUUAUGGUGUGCAAAUAGAGGAGAUCAUCGUUAAUAAAGAACCAACCAAGGUUUUUUCGGGUGUGAGACACUAUAAUAUGGAACGGACCCAUCCUGUUGGCAAAGAUGCUUGGGAUGUUAAACCUCUGUUAGAGCAAUUCAGCGCCGAUAUAGCCAAAAGUGCAUCAAAAGUUUGCCUUGCACAUUUGUUCACCUACCAAGACUUCGAGCACGGAACACUUGGGCUGGCUUAUGUUGGAUCUCCAAAGCCACAUGCAUUAGGUGGUAUUUGCCCCACACGUAAGUCGAAAUCCUAUGAUCACCCAGUCAUGCGGAAACAAGUUUACCUAAAUACAGGAUUAACAAGUACUAGGAAUUAUGGAAAAACAAUCCUCACUAAGGAAGCCGAUCUCGUCACUGCUCAUGAGUUAGGCCAUAACUUUGGAGCAGAGCAUGAUCCUGAUAGCCAUGAAUGUGCUCCAACUGAUGAUGAUGGUGGCAAAUAUGUCAUGUAUCCUAUUGCAGUGAGUGGUGACCAGAAUAAUAACAAGCUAUUCUCCAACUGCAGCAAACGAUCAAUUUACCAGACUUUAAUUAAUAAAGCAUCCAAGUGCUUUCAAAAAAGGAACAAUAAAGUAUGUGGCAACUCGCGUGUGGAUGAAGGUGAGGAGUGUGAUCCUGGACUUUUACAUCUACACGAGGACAAAUGUUGUACUGAAGUAUGUAAACUCAAGAAAAACAAAAAAUGCAGUGACAAGAACAGCCCCUGCUGCAAGGAUUGCCAAUUUGAAAACGUGGGAAAGCAGUGUCAGGAAGCAAUCAAUGCCACAUGCAAAAGAGAAUCUACUUGCACUGGCACUGACCAUUUAUGUCCUGCUCCUGGUAAUGCGGCAGAUGAGACGAUCUGCGUGGACAUGGGAAAGUGUAAAAAUGGGGAAUGCAUUCCUUUCUGUGAGGCAGAGCAUGGCCUCAGGUCCUGUGCUUGCAAUGAGACUGACGAUUCCUGCAAGGUUUGCUGUAGAGAACAUGGAUUUUGUAAACCAUUCAUCGAUCAAAACAAACUGUUCCUGUAUCUGCGCAAAGGGAAACCCUGUACAGUUGGAUUCUGUGAUGGACAUGGCAAAUGUGAAAAGCAAGUACAAGAUGUGAUAGAACGAUUAUGGGAUUUUAUUGAGAAAUUGGAUAUCAACACUUUUGGGAAAUUCCUAGCUGACAAUAUUGUUGGAUCUGUUGUUGUAUUCUCUCUGGUUUUUUGGAUUCCUCUCAGUAUUCUCGUCCAUUGUGUGGAUAAGAAAUUAGACCAGCAGUAUGAGGAGAGCACAAAAACAUUCUUCCCUCCCAGUAAUGCUGAGAUGUUUAGCAGCCUAGAAUCUGCCUCGGUUCGCAUAGUGAAGCAACCCCCUCUAGCUGCAAGCUGUUUUCAACAACCACCACCACCAAUGCCAGUGGCAUCAGUGACUGUUCCUACCAUCGUGGUGCCAACAAAAUCUGACCACCAUCGGAUGGAUACAAUACAGGAAGACCCUAGUGUUGAUUCUUUAAUUGGAGAUGGUGGGUUAGGUGAAGACCCUUUUCCAAAUAGUAGCAACGCAGCAAAGUCCUUUGAAGAUUUAACAGCACACGGUGCCAGCAGGAGCGACAAGGCAUCUGUCUUUAAAUUACAGCGUCAAACCCGUAUUGACAGUAAGGAAACCGAAUGCUAAUGUUGCUUGAAUGUUUGGUCAAUUUUUAUAAAACACUGAAUUAUUUAUCAUGUGGUUUCUCUUCAUGUGACUUUUGUUAUAUAUCCCAAUUAAUGUGGGCUUAUACCCAGUGUGUGCAGCAUUUUUUUUUAAAGCUAGUAAUGUGUUUCUGACCUGGAACUUUUAUAAUUGCUCGAAGGUAAACAAAGUGGUUCCAUGUACAUGGACCCUCUAUUUAAAAAUGAAAUUUGGCUAGAUCAUAACUUAAGUGUGUGAAAAUAAAGCUUCCAAAAAAUACGUUUUACUUUUUACAACCAUGAAUCUAACAUUUUAUUUUUAAAUUGGGGCAUAUUUGUUAUUGUGGUAAAGAACAGUAAUGGUCAGUUACAUGUUUGCUGUUUGAAAGCACUGAUUCGCUUAUUGCUGCUUUAUAAUUAUAACUAUUGAUCUGUAUCAGUACUUGCACGCAGUGUAGGCUUACUGCUGCAAUGUUGGUCAUUAAAGACUUUAAUUUUUUAUAAGUAUAAAAAAUUGGAACCAUGACUGCAAUGUACUUUAUUAAAGUGUUUGAAUUUUUAA